AUGGCCGACACCAACCCGCCUGCGCAGCCCGCUGCUGCCCCCGAGACUGCGCCCAACCUCCACCUCGACGAGGUCACUGGUGAGAGGGUGUCCAAGAGCGAGCUGAAGAAGCGCCAGAAGCAGCGAGAGGUCGAGAAGAAGAAGGCGGAGAAGGCUGCAAAGCUGCCGGAGCGCCCCAAGGCUCAGGGUAAGGCCAAAGAGGCCGAGGUCGAGCUGAACCCGAACCAGUACUUCGAGAUCCGCAGCAACAAGAUCAAUGCCCUGAGGAAGUCCAAAGACCCGAAUCCUUACCCGCACAAGUUCCACGCGAACACCCGCUUGCCGCACUUCCUGCUCGACCACAAGGACUUGAAGAGAGGCGAGGAGCUCAAGGAUGUCAAGACCCAAAUUGGUCUGAGGGUCAUGUCGAUCCGCUCAUCAUCUAACGCGCUCCGCUUCUACGUCUGCAAGGCCGAAGGAAAGACUGUACAGGUCAUGUGCCAGCUCCAGAACGCAAAGGGCGACGUUUCCUUCGAGAAGCAGCACGAGAACAUUCAGCGUGGAGACAUCAUCGGAGUCGUUGGUUGGCCUGGUGUGACCGCUCCUGCCAGCCGCCCGGAUGGUGGAGACCUCAGCGUUUUCGCUCAGGAGGUCAUCCUGCUGACUCCCUGCCUGAGAAUGUUGCCGACCGAACACUUCGGCUACAAGGAUCAGGAGCAGAGACACCGCAACCGAUUCCUGGAUCUCAUUAUGAACGACUCUACGAGAGACACGUUCGUUAAGCGGACUCAGAUUGUCAAGGCAGUUCGCCAGUACCUUGACGAGCGCGAUUUCCUUGAAGUCCAGACACCCAUGAUGAACAAGAUCGCCGGUGGUGCUACCGCACGACCUUUCAAGACUCACCACAAUGAGCUCGAUAUGGAACUUUUCCUGCGCAUCGCACCCGAGCUCUACCUCAAGGAGCUUGUCGUUGGUGGACUUGACAGAGUCUACGAGAUCGGCCGACAGUUCAGGAACGAGGGCAUUGACCUCACGCACAAUCCCGAAUUCACAACGUGUGAAUUUUACAUGGCUUACGCUGACUACCACGAUUUGCUGGACAUGACGGAAGAGAUGGUUUCGGAACUUGUGAAGAAGGUCACGGGCAGCUAUGAGACUGUCUUCCACACACAGAGUGGAGAAGAGUACAAGGUUAACUGGGCACGACCAUGGAGGAGAGUCCAGAUGAUCCCAGCACUUGAGGAGGCCACAGGCGAGAAGUUCCCUCCCUCUGACCAGCUGCACACCGCCGAGACCAACGAAUUCCUCAAGAAGGUGCUCCAGAAGAUGAACGUGCAGUGCUCAGAGCCACGUACCAACGCCAGGAUGAUUGACAAGCUCACCGGAGAAUUCAUGCGCGAAACCGCUAUCAACCCGACAUUCAUCGUUGGGCAUCCAGAGGUUAUGAGCCCGCUCGCCAAGUACCACCGCGAUCUUCCUGGUCUCUGCGAGCGCUUUGAGGCUUUCGUUUGCAAGAAGGAGAUUUGCAAUGCUUACACAGAGUUGAACGAUCCCUUCGAUCAGCGCUUGCGAUUUGAGGAGCAGGCGAACCAAAAGGCUGCUGGUGACGACGAGGCACAGCUCAUUGACGAGACCUUCUGCCAAGCGCUCGAGUAUGGACUACCACCUACGGGCGGUUGGGGACUAGGAAUUGACAGGCUCGUUAUGUUCCUCACUGAUAACUACUCCAUCAAGGAGGUUUUGACCUUCCCCUUUAUGAAGGAUGUCGAGGAGCCUAAGAAGACUGCAGCUGAGGUAGUCAACAUUGAGCCCAAGGCUGAGGAGGGCAUCUGUAAGUCUAGCUGA
Molecule: messenger RNA, 1824 nt
Organism: Boeremia exigua
Lineage: Eukaryota; Fungi; Ascomycota; Dothideomycetes; Pleosporales; Didymellaceae
Exons: 13
Coding region: 1-1824 (607 amino acids)
Biological process (GO): lysyl-tRNA aminoacylation
Cellular component (GO): cytosol; cytoplasm
Molecular function (GO): lysine-tRNA ligase activity; tRNA binding; ATP binding
Source: RefSeq, a predicted model, not a curated record